This is a messenger RNA of Colletotrichum spaethianum, 606 nucleotides long. RefSeq lists its product as uncharacterized. The transcript has a single exon. Bases 1 to 606 code for a protein of 201 amino acids. Lineage: Eukaryota; Fungi; Ascomycota; Sordariomycetes; Glomerellales; Glomerellaceae. The record is from RefSeq and is a predicted model, not a curated record.
AUGUCUCAUCCCAGCGCCAGCAACGACACACAUAUUCCCUUCCACGUUGCCUCGGCCGAGUACCAGCCCGGCAACUAUUCGCAGCAACGUAGUCCCCAGUACAAAAUCUCCAACGAACCCACGUCCUCUCUCGCUGAAGGCCGUGGCGCCCUUGACGAUUCGGGCCACGACGGCGGCUUCGAGCUCAUAUUCUCGAGCGAGAUCACUGCCUCGGGACCGCCUUCGGAUACCACCGGUUCAGACGACACUGUCAUCGAUAGCACCAUCAUGAGGAGGGCCACUGGAACCUCUGCAGUCCUUGGGUCUGCUUUGACCCAGAACAACAUGGAUCUUCACGAUCGGGUGUGUCCUCUCGGGCCCCUGACCACAUACCAGUGGAUCUGGGGUCAGCCAUGCCCUGGUGGCUUCGACAUCAAGGACGCUUCGUCCAAGGAAAGCAUGAAGGUCCACGUCUCCCACUCGCGCGUUAGCCAGGCUACCGAGAACCUCGAGGUCGAAUACGGCCUCGUCAACCACCCUUCCGAGGCAUAUAUUGCCUUUGCCGGUUACUGGGCCGAUUACGCCGCUGGCCCUGCGAUGCAGGACGAACUGGAUCAACUGAAGUGA